Messenger RNA from Thamnophis sirtalis, 1190 nucleotides. NCBI's taxonomy places the organism in Eukaryota, Metazoa, Chordata, Lepidosauria, Squamata, Natricidae. The record is from RefSeq and is a predicted model, not a curated record.
GUGCUGUGCUUUUCUGAAUCUCUCGUGCCCACCGUCAGGAAGGCCCUGUGCGACCCUCUGGAAGAGGUGCGAGAAGCGGCUGCCAAAACGUUCGAACAGCUGCACUCGACCAUCGGAUUCCAGGCCCUGGAAGACAUCCUCCCUUUCCUGCUAAAGCAGCUGGAAUGUGACGAAACAUCAGAGUUCGCCCUGGAUGGUCUAAAGCAGGUUAUGGCUGUGAAGAGUCGAGUUGUGUUGCCUUACUUGGUGCCAAAGCUUAUUUCCCCUCCUGUCAACACCCGAGUCCUGGCCUUCCUGUCCUCGGUUGCCGGCGAUGCUCUCACCCGGCACCUGGGUGUCAUUCUGCCCGCCAUGAUGUCCGCCCUCAAGGAGAAGCUUGGCACAAGCGAUGAACAGCAGGAGAUGCUGAACUGCCAGGCUGUCAUUCUGUCGGUAGAGGCCGAGGCCGGGCAGCGGAUCAUCAUUGAGGAUCUCUUGGAGGCAACUCGCAGCGCCGAAGUCGGACGGCGCCAAGCCGCGGCUGUCAUCCUCAACAUCUACUGCUCCAAGACCAAGGCUGACUACACAGCCCAUCUGCGCAACCUGGUCUCGGGCCUGAUCCGCCUCUUUAACGACACCAAUGCCGUGGUGCUGAACGAAAGCUGGGACGCCCUCAACGCCAUCAGCAAGAAAUUAGACGCCGGCAGCCAGCUGGCCCUCAUAGAUGACCUCCACAGGGAUAUCCGUAUCGUUGGCAACGAUGCCGCUGGAGAACACGUGCCUGGAUUCUGCAUUCCCAAGAAGGUAACAGCAGGGGGCAGACAAGGCUCCGAGCAUCAUCGUUUUAUUGUUGUGGGGAUGGUCACCCUGUUGGAUGGCUGUAGCAUGAACACUGGGGGCCAUCCCCUGAAGGGACCUUCCCGUCCCACAGCAUACUUUGUCCCAAACUUGUCCUAAAGGUGCUUUUCUUAAGGUGUGUUGUUUCUCUGGGUCGUAUAAUCUAUGGGGGUGUUUGCAUAAUUAUUUUAUUUAUUUAUUUAUUGGCCAUGUUUGGUGUAGUGUAUAUUGGAGGUGGUGACCCUUUGAGAGCUGUAUGCAACGAAAUUUCAUUUUAACCUAUGCCGAUUAGUGUACAUUUAAUGUGACAAAGUUAUUUGUUCUGCAUUCUACUCUACUCCACUCCACUCUAUUCUAUUCUAUAUUCUAUUCGA